CUGGCAGGAUGGGCACUGCGGCAGGGUCUCCCGCUUCCAGUGUGUCUUGCCGUGUUUCGGGGCUCAGCGCUGCAGGCUGAGGUCAUCAAAAAGAGAUCGAAAGCAUAGAGAGGGGUAACUUGCAAAAGGCAGAGCUCUCCGCUACUGUAGAUGGGGCGCUGGAUAUGUUGCCUUUGCUCCAGAGCUGCAGAUUCAUUGAUGCUGCUCCUGGUUUUGACUCUGAGCUGUAACCCUUCCGCAGCAGCAACAGCUUCUCCGUCUGCGCCCCACAUCAAACCCAGCUACAGUUUUGGCCGGACUUUCCUGGGACUCGAUAAAUGCAACGCCUGCAUUGGGACAUCCAUUUGCAAGAAAUUCUUUAAAGAAGAAAUAAGGUCAGAAACGUGGCUUUCUUCUCAUUUAAAGCUGCCUCCCAGCUACCUGCUCAGCUACUCGGGCAACUACACUGACGAUGCCAAGAGCUGGCGUCUGGUCGACAUCACCCGGCUGACCUCCAAGUACCGGCACGACCGGGCCGACAAGCGCAUCUGCACCUCCCUGCUGAAGACGAAGACCUGCAGCCUGGAGCGCGCCCUGCGCCGCACGCGCCGCUUCCAGAAGUGGCUGCGGGCCAAGCGCCUCACCCCUGACUUGGUCCAGGGCCUGUCUAGCCCAAUGCUACGCUGCCCGUCCCAGCGUCUCCUGGACAGGAUAGUGCGGCGCUACGCUGAGGUGCCAGAUGCUGGCAGCAUCUACAUGGACCACCUCACCGACCGGGACAAACUGCGCCUCCUGUACACACUGUCCGUGAAUUCACAUCCCAUCCUGUUGCAGAUCUUUCCUGAUGUGGAGGGAUGGCCCUUCCCACGGUACCUGGGCUCCUGUGGACGGCUGGUGGUCAGCGCCAGCACCCGGCCCCUGCGUGACUUCUACGGUGCGGCUCCCGAGGUGGCCGCCGACCUGGCCCUCCAGCUCCUCACCGUCCUCCGCUCCAUGGGCACCAACGACCUCAACUAUUUCUUCUACUUCACCCACGUGGACGCUGGCACCUUCGGCGUGUUUAGCAACGGGCAUCUGUUCAUCCGGGAUGCCAGCACGCUGGGGAUCAUCGACAAGGAGGAAGGGAGCCAGCUGAUUGACGGCCAGCAGGAGUAUAAAGAUAUAUUUAGCUGUUUGACUGUGGACUGCCAGUCUGCAUUUGUGUCCUGUAACUCCAUCAGAGAGAAGCACAGCCUCGUCAUGGUGUGUCAAGAGCUUUUGCCUAAGCUCCUGAAAGGGAAAUUCCUGCAACCUGUACAGGAGAAAAUAGACAGCUUCCUGCAGUACUGCGCCAACGGCCUCGACGACGACCAGGGCAUCAACGAGGCGGUUGCAAAGCUGGCAGAGCUCCUGAGACCUCUGCGGUCUUGUGAUUCCCGUUUUGCCUACCGCUACCCCGAUUGCAAAUACAGUGACAAAUAUUGAUGGCUUCAGAGGAGGGGUCCCCCAGGAAGGACUGGGGCAGUGUCAGCCCUCUGCCAGCAUGGGAAGCAAGAAGGAACCAGGCUAGCCACAAAGAGCUGCACCAAAUCUGGGGCUUCCUCAUCAAGGAGGAGGAGGAGGGAGCAGAGCGCACAUGGGAUUUAUUGUUCAUCUCCCAGAGAUGCAUUUGUUACAUGGGAUGUUGGACAUGAUGUAAGGCUUAUGGAUUAUUAGCAUUAUUGUGAGUGACAGACACUAUGGGAUUAAUAAAUCUUAUUCAUGUACUUUGGCCUUGGAAGGGUUUUCCAUGCCAUCCGUUAAAAAGAAACCAUCUGAAGGCAGCACACUCACAACUAGCUAGCUAGAGGAGUUUAUUAUCAAGAAAGUCCUUCUGAUCGACAUGAUAUAUACAUAAUGUGGGAUGGAUGGAAGCAUUUAAGACUUUCCCUGUGGGGAUUUUCUAAAUCAUAGAUAAACUGAACCACCAGAUCAGUUCUGUACCAUCCCCCAUAACAGAUCACUUUUAUAAAAUAUUUAAAUUUUAUUACUUUUAUGGCACACAGAACAGACAGAUGCAGUCAACAGCAUUAAAAAGCUGAAAGGCCCCAUAUUUCUUGAGACUUAAUUUCUCCAAUGUCCAAAUAUAAUUACUUUUAGUCUCUUCCAAGAUGUCAGAGAGUAAUGGAGACUAGUAAAAGUUCUUGUUUUAACAUCAGAAAAAAAACCGGCACUGGAAUGUGCUUGUCCAGUAGAUACUUUCACACUUUUGUCUCUAAAGAAAACUGAAGGAACCAUUUGCACAAAACCAUUUAAAUGGAAAAAUUACUGUAAGAGGAGAAACAACACAAGCAGAGGAUGAGAGAUCAGUUUACCCUGAGCCCGAUGAGACUUGCUGAACACUCAAUACUCCGGCGUAGGUGCUGGGGCACCCCCUGAGAGCUGGGGAGAUCUAAGUCCUGGCCAUCAAGAGGUACAGCCAUCCUCAUCCAUUUUCCUUUCAAAAGAGGAAUCAGUAAGCCAGUCCUCAAAGGAGAGACUCAGGCACCUGAAAUUUGGGAUGGAGGGCUCUUUUUUUUCACAGCAGUGGCCAACCCAAGGGCUAGACGAAGGUGCCUCAUUUUGUGGGGGAAGGUUGCAAAAGUUGCAGAGUUGCAAACCACAACUUUCUCACCCAGGAUCUGUCAGUCCCCAUCCCAUGUGCUCCCCGUGGGGCAUUAGAGGCCCACACCAAACCUUCCCUGAUGUCUAGGGGACUGCCAGACCUCACCUGGGUUUGAGGUUUCCUCCUGUGAUCCAGGUGCAUGGGAGUCAACAAACAAAUUUGUCUGAGCUGAGUCAGAAACUAGACUUUCUGGAUCCCCCAUAAGUAUAUUUUCAUCAUGGAAACAGUCUUCCUUUAGCCACGGUUCAAAAAAUAAAUCAGUAACAGCAUAAAAGCAGAAAAAGGUGUGAGUGCAUUUGCAUUGCUGAUCAUUGUACGG
This is a messenger RNA of Egretta garzetta (little egret), 2921 nucleotides long. RefSeq names its product divergent protein kinase domain 2B (gene DIPK2B). The transcript has 5 exons. Lineage: Eukaryota; Metazoa; Chordata; Aves; Pelecaniformes; Ardeidae. The record is from RefSeq and is a predicted model, not a curated record. Bases 151 to 1443 code for a protein of 430 amino acids.